GCAGAAGCAGUGCAAGCCUCUUUUGAUUGAAGAAUGGAUUGAUUAAUCACAUCCUGAACGUACUGUCAUUUUCUUUUCAAUUAGUGUAGGGAUAGUGGAAAAAAAACUUUUCUUCCAUCAAAACUUAUAGUGUUGUUACUUAAAUCAGCGUAUUCUGUGCCAAUGUACUCCAUUCCGCAAUAGUGCAGUGUGCCCUCGUGUAAAUGUUACCGAAAACUGCCAAAAUGCCCGCGAUCCGUGACAGUCACGUAGUGAAAAUUGCGGUCGAGUUCGAAACCGGAAUUCCGCAGCUUAUUGAGUUCGACCAGAGGCAACCACUGGCUACGAUUAUCCAAAAUUUGUGCUCUUUCUGGGUCAUCCAGGAUCCUGAAAGCUAUGCGCUGCGGUUUACCGAUGUAAACAAUAACUACGUGACGGAGAAGAACCGACACGACGUGAAAAACGGGUCGGUGCUGAAAAUGGUUCACUCGCCGUCCAAAACGGCUAGCGUAAUCUUGGAAAAGCUACAGGGAGGAAAGAGCGAAGAAAUGGUUAAAGUACUACAGGAGCUUCCAGGGCUUAGUGCGGACAUUACAUUCGCACUGGAGUUUAUCAAGGAACAAGGACUCAAUUUGAUUAUUGGCAUUAUAGAAGAUCCCAACUGGAAAGAUGGAGGAAACAUUUUGAAAUUCGCUUUGUCUGCGUUUGUUGAAUUAAUGGAUCACGGAACAGUGUCAUGGGAUAUUCUACAACCAGCGUUCAUUUCUCGGAAUAUAGCGUUCAUUAAUGGAAAUAGCAACAAAGAGAUUGUGCAAUCAGCUUUGGCUAUUCUGGAAAACAUUGUUCAGACUAGCAGCAAGUUUCCUUUAGUUGAAAAAGAAGUUACGUUGGAAGUAUUGCUAAAGCUUUUACAGGAUUCCCCGUCCACGGUGAUCCAGCAGAACACUAUUGCCCUAAUAAAUGCACUUUUCAUCAAAGCGGAUGAUGUCAAGCGUAGAGCUAUAGCAGCCACGUUCAGCUCAAAACAGUAUCGUAGCAUCAUCAAUAGUGUAAUCACUACAAACAUGGGUGCAGAAAUAUCUCACCAAUUGUAUGUUCUGCAAACACUUACUCUAGGACUACUGGAGCAACGUAUAAAAACUCCAAUUGACGUUCAAGAUCAGGAAGCACAAGAAAAGGUUAAAGAGCUCCGCCGAAUUGCUUUCGAAGCGGAUGGUAUCGAACCGAUGCCGGAUGUAACCGCUCGUCGUCAGCACGGGGGUUCAUAUUCCACGCACUACAAAAAACUUGGAUUCAAAUGUGACAUUAACCCAUCGCAAGAUUUCUUAGAAACACCACCGGGAAUACUGGCACUCGAUUGUAUGGUCUAUUUUGCUCGUAAUUAUACACAAAAUUACACGAAAGUUGUUCAUGAGAAUAGUUGCCGAGCGGACGAGCACGAAUGUCCUUUUGGACGUACUAGCAUCGAACUGGUUAAAGUUCUUUGUGACAUUCUACGUAUAGGUGAGUCUCCGUCGGAGCACGGACAGGAAUUUCAUCCGAUGUUUUUCACUCAUGAUCAUCCCUUUGAAGAAUUUUUCUGCAUUUGUAUCGUGGUGCUGAACAAAACCUGGAAAGAUAUGCGUGCCACAACUGAAGACUUUGUAAAAGUAUUCAGUGUGGUUCGCGAGCAAAUUACCCGUAGCAUCACGGGUCGACCUGCGUCUCUCGAAGAUUUUAAAGCCAAAAUACAUACUUUUACAUACAAUACUAUUACUACAUUGCGGCAACAAGAACGAACUUCUCGUGAAGAGUGUGAAUCGACUGCUUCGGCUAUUGUCUCUUUGAAGGAAAAAAUCACUCCAGAAAUUAUGUCGCUUAUUAAAGAACAACGUUUAGGUUAUUUGGUAGUGGGAACUCGUUUCUCCAAGUACAGCGGGGGAAAGCGUGAGCGGGACAAGUAUUGGUACGCCCGUCUUUCGCCGAACCAUAAAGUUAUCCACUACGGCGACUGUGAUGAGAAAACUGUUCCAACGCUGGAGGAGCUGAACAACAAGCUACCCGUGAUCGACAUCCGUCAGAUACUGGUUGGUAAGGAAUGUCCACAUAUGAAGGAAAUGCGAGCCAAGAAGUCUACUUUCCCGCUUGGGUUUUCGCUGGUCACCGAAUCCAGUGACCAGCAAACGUUAGAUUUUGUCGCUCCAGAUGAAGCAACGUUUAAUUAUUGGACCGAUGGAAUCAACGCUUUGCUCGGACAGCCGAUGGUCAGCAAGCAGAAGGAUGACGAUUUUGAGACUCUGCUUUCGAUGGAGAUCAAACUGCGUCUGCUGGAUACGGAAGGUGUGGAUAUUAGUAAGGAUCCACCACCGAUUCCGCCGGAGCCAGAAAACUAUGAUUUCUGCUUCGAUAGUUAGGAAAAUAAACUAGGAACGAUGUUUGCUGCUGUGCUUCGAGUAAGGUGUUUAUAAACUCGGAUGAAACCAAAGUAUAAUUCCUCAUGUUUUUCGUUUUCAAUGCUUUCCAAAUGAUACAAACACAGAUAAAAAUAUUCGCGUUCCACUAUUGUAGAAACUAUAAUCCCCAGCAUAAAAUUGGAUCCCUAAAAGGUAUUGUAAUUCAUUUUAAACAGUUCGAGUGGGAUAGGUUUGUGAUACCACCUGAAAAUUAAAUGAAAAAUGUCCCCAUUAUAUAGAUUUUGAAAAACUUUUAUUAUUCCAAGCUGCUCUACGCGGAAAAAAAUUGCUUGUGUGUGAUUUAUGCUUAUUUUAAUUAUAUUAUUGUGCUAACGAUUAACCGCUUCGGUCUGUUUGUAUUGAAUUUUUUCGUAAAAAUAAUGUUUUUGAGGUAGCGAAUACGAAGAACCUAUGAUAGAUAGUUGAAAUAUCAGUUGUCGUUUAAACAUCGUAAAUCUAUCAAUUUGAAAGAGAUUAGCACAAAAUCGCCUAACGCGUAACAAGUUUUAUUCAAAUUAAUAUAUUUUCUGUGCAAUCUGCUAAAUCGAUCAACACCGGUCACGUUAGUUUAUAUAAGUUUCAUUUGUUUUUUUUUUUUUUUGUUUAACUAAACCAAAAAGCUACUUCUCUAUGUGUUUAACUAACGUUUUAUUAUAAUGUAAAUGGUGUACGAAAAAUCAAGUAUUUAUACGUAAAAAAACGCAACAAUGAAUUCUAACAACACAUUCACAGUGUGAGAAACAUAAAAGUUUACUUACACGAAUAUUUUUUUCUUAUUCUUUUUUUUCGUUAGAAAAUAAAAAAACAAGUAAAUUGAAUACGUAUUCGUAUUAGAAACAUUACAAUUAAGCAUUCUAUGGGAUACAAUAAAAUCUCAGUGUACACCGUGACAUUCUACAGAAUACGCAAUAAACUAUUUCAUAACCAACAAA
This is a messenger RNA of Wyeomyia smithii (pitcher-plant mosquito), 3343 nucleotides long. RefSeq names its product engulfment and cell motility protein 1 (gene Ced-12). NCBI's taxonomy places the organism in Eukaryota, Metazoa, Arthropoda, Insecta, Diptera, Culicidae. Gene Ontology annotation, cellular component: plasma membrane. The transcript has a single exon. The coding region runs from base 204 to 2372 and encodes 722 amino acids. The record is from RefSeq and is a predicted model, not a curated record. Gene Ontology annotation, biological process: actin filament organization; cell motility.